This is a messenger RNA of Clarias gariepinus (North African catfish), 532 nucleotides long. Its product is annotated as transmembrane protein 233. The coding region runs from base 17 to 355 and encodes 112 amino acids. Gene Ontology annotation, cellular component: membrane. The transcript has 3 exons. The record is from RefSeq and is a predicted model, not a curated record. Lineage: Eukaryota; Metazoa; Chordata; Actinopteri; Siluriformes; Clariidae.
GGGUGUGUGAUUCGUCAUGAGUCCUGGACUUUCACGAUCCGUGGAGAAGGUGAGAGGUUCGAUCGACAGCAGCGUGGAUCACAGUUUGGAGCGAGGAACCGAAGGAGAAACUCCACCACCUCUGAGAAAUUACAUCUUCCUCACCAUUUUCACAUGUUUCUGUCCUGCGUGGCCCAUCAACAUCGUGGCGCUCGUCUUCUCUAUGAUGUCUCAGAGCAGCUAUGAUAACGAGGAUUACGAUGGAGCGCACCGUCUGGGGAGAAAAGCUCUCCACAUGGGCAUCGCUUCUUUCAUCAUCGGCAUACUCAUAAUUAUGACCUUCUGCAUCGUACACUUCACUACGCACACCAUCUGAGCCUGCAGAGGAUGCUGACCUGGAAUACUCGCACCAUGGGGUUCACAAUGACCUCUGAUGGACUCACAGGGCAAAGCAGAUAUCUUGAUCGAUAGUGGCUUAGACGCGCCCCUGCAGCACUGUACAGUGUUUAUGGCUAAUCUGUCAAAUUUUAUACAUUUCAAAGCUGUGGCAAGU